AGAAGAACCUACUACGACAGUUUCAUUUUCUUAAGAAAAAAAUAUAAAGCUGUGAGAGUGUGUGUGUUUUCUUGAGUGUGAUACUACAAACAAACCUGGUGUGAAUCGAAAAAUGGCUACGAUCAAGUUUAUUAAGGCGCGUCAGAUCUUCGAUAGCCGUGGAAAUCCCACCGUAGAAGUUGAUGUUGGUGUUGAAGUUCCUGAACAUAAAGGUUCACCGAUUUUGGCUAGAGCUGCUGUGCCAAGCGGUGCUUCUACAGGUAUCUAUGAAGCCUUGGAGUUGAGGGAUGGUGGAAAAGACUACCUUGGUAAAGGUGUCUCCAAGGCAGUGGAGAAUGUGAAUAAAAUCAUUGGACCUGCUUUGCUUGGCAAGGACCCAACAGAGCAGACUAAAAUUGACAAUUACAUGGUACAAGAGCUAGAUGGAACUGUUAAUGAAUGGGGUUGGUGCAAGCAAAAGCUUGGAGCAAAUGCUAUAUUGGCAGUAUCCCUUGCUGUUUGUAAAGCUGGUGCCAUGGUGAAGAAGAUCCCCCUUUACCAGCACAUUGCCAAUCUUGCUGGGAACAAGACCUUAGUGCUUCCUGUACCUGCUUUCAAUGUUAUAAAUGGAGGUUCCCAUGCAGGCAACAAACUAGCUAUGCAGGAAUUUAUGAUUCUUCCUGUUGGGGCAUCUUCUUUCACGGAAGCCAUGAAGAUGGGUGUAGAAGUAUAUCAUCAUCUGAAGGCUGUAAUUAAGAAGAAGUAUGGGCAAGAUGCCACUAAUGUUGGUGAUGAAGGUGGCUUUGCUCCUAAUAUUCAGGAAAACAAAGAGGGUCUUGAAUUGCUGAAGACUGCUAUUGCAAAAGCUGGAUAUACGGGAAAGGUUGUUAUUGGCAUGGAUGUUGCUGCAUCAGAAUUCUAUGAUAGCAAGGAUAAGACCUAUGACUUGAAUUUCAAGGAAGAGAACAAUGAUGGAUCACAAAAAAUAUCUGGAGACAGCUUGAAGAAUGUUUACAAGUCAUUUGUGUCUGAUUAUCCAAUUGUGUCCAUUGAGGAUCCAUUUGAUCAAGAUGACUGGGAACACUAUGCCAAGAUGACAGCUGAAAUUGGCCAGCAUGUGCAGAUUGUUGGUGAUGAUCUUCUGGUGACAAACCCCAAGCGUGUGGAAAAAGCUAUUCGGGAGAAGACCUGCAACGCCCUUCUGUUGAAGGUGAAUCAAAUUGGUUCAGUAACUGAGAGUAUUGAAGCAGUGAAAAUGUCUAAACAUGCUGGUUGGGGUGUCAUGGCAAGCCACCGAAGUGGUGAAACCGAGGAUACCUUUAUUGCAGACCUUUCAGUUGGAUUGGCAACAGGCCAGAUCAAGACUGGAGCUCCUUGCAGAUCAGAACGCCUUGCUAAAUACAACCAGCUUCUUAGGAUAGAGGAAGAGCUUGGACCCGCAGCUGUCUAUGCUGGAUCGAAGUUCAGAGCACCCGUGCAGCCAUACUGAGGUGGUUAUCAGAAUCACUGUGGAGUGUAGCGUCUAUCAAUAAGCUCCUUUAUUAUCUGGUUUUACGGGAGGUGUAAGUUUUGUGUUACUUUAAGCUUCUUUAGGAGCAGAGGAUUUUACAGUCGGGUAAAGCUGAGAACUUUUGUCAAGAGUGAAGAUUAUAGUCGACUGGUUUGUAUGUCUACUAUGGAAAAUCUAUUUUGUUGAUCAGAACCUUUUUAUAUGAAAGGUGCAACUUUGCCACUUGAUUGUGGUGGUUGCAUUAUCUUACUAAGGAUGAAA
This is a messenger RNA of Quercus robur (English oak), 1750 nucleotides long. RefSeq names its product enolase-like. Gene Ontology annotation, cellular component: phosphopyruvate hydratase complex. Bases 113 to 1468 code for a protein of 451 amino acids. Gene Ontology annotation, biological process: glycolytic process. The record is from RefSeq and is a predicted model, not a curated record. Lineage: Eukaryota; Viridiplantae; Streptophyta; Magnoliopsida; Fagales; Fagaceae. Gene Ontology annotation, molecular function: magnesium ion binding; phosphopyruvate hydratase activity. The transcript is spliced from 17 exons.